Xyrauchen texanus (razorback sucker) is the source of this 1915-nucleotide messenger RNA. Its product is annotated as interferon-inducible GTPase 5-like. Gene Ontology annotation, cellular component: membrane. The coding region runs from base 289 to 1500 and encodes 403 amino acids. Gene Ontology annotation, molecular function: GTP binding. The record is from RefSeq and is a predicted model, not a curated record. NCBI's taxonomy places the organism in Eukaryota, Metazoa, Chordata, Actinopteri, Cypriniformes, Catostomidae. The transcript has 3 exons.
UGUUUCCUGACUCUGUAUUUAAAGCGGUUUAGCAUCAAACCACAAACAGAAGCCACAUGUGCGUUCCUGUCGUUGUGUUGGGGAUGCAUCACUUCCUCACGAGUAUAUAAAGGAAACUUCUACACAACAGAAGAACAGUUUGACUUUCUACUGGAGUCGUGUCAAUAUAUAUAUAAUAGAUCAGGAUUCUUCUACACAACAGAAGAUGUUCAUGGUUUGACUUUCUACUCGAGUCGUGUCAAUAUAUAUAUAAUAGAUCAGGAUUCUUCUACACAACAGAUGAUGUGAAUGUUUCUGCACUUCACUCAUUUAUUCAAGAUGUCUACAUCAGAAGAUGACUCUGUUAUAACUCAGGAGGAGCUGGAAGAUCUUAAAGAAUUGAUAUCUACUCAGGAUCUGUCAUCAGCUGUUGACACCAUCAAACAUUUCCUCGACCAGCAAGAUCGUGUAGAACUCAAUAUUGCUGUGACGGGGGAAUCUGGUUCUGGAAAGUCCACAUUUAUCAAUGCUUUUAGGGGUUUGGGAGAUGAUGAUGAGGAUUCAGCUGAAACUGGUGAAGUAGAGACCACUAAAGAACCCAAAGCUUACAAACACCUAAAAUAUGAAAAUGUGAAAUUCUGGGAUCUUCCUGGAAUCGGAACACUAAAGUUCAAAGCUCAUGAGUAUCUUGAACACGUUCAGUUUGAGCGCUAUGAUUUUUUCAUCAUCAUCGCUUCAGAUCGUUUCAGAGAAUGUCACGCUGACCUGGUCAAAGAGAUCAAGGGAACGAAGAAGAAUUUCUAUUUUAUUCGUUCCAAGAUUGACUCCAGUAUUGAUGCUGCAAAGCGAAAAAAAAGAAUAAACUUUGAUGAGAAAAAGACGCUGAAAAUCAUACGAGAGGACUGUGUUAACGGUCUGAGAGAGAUCGGUGUAGAGGAUCCUGUUGUAUUCUUGAUUUCUGGUUGGCAUCUCAACAGCUAUGAUUUUAAUUCACUGCAGGAGAGGAUGCAGUCUGAUCUCCCACAACACAAGAGACAUCUUCUGAUGUUGACUGUACCAAAUAUCACAAUGAAGAUUACUGAGAGAAAGAAGAAAUCUCUUGAGAAAAACAUUUUAAGAGUAGCUUUUUUAUCUGCAUGUGCAGCUGCAGUUCCUGUUCCUGGUCUUGCAUUUGCUGCAGAUAUAUCUCUCUUAGUAAAUGAGAUACAAAAGUACAAGAAUGCAUUUGGUCUGGAUGAUGAAUCUCUGAAGAGGACCAGUGAAAGAUCUGGGAAGAGUAUUGCGAUUCUAAAGAGUGUGAUGAAAUCAGGAGUGUGUGAAGAAAUAACCGCUGGUUCAAUUAUAAAUCAGCUGAGACAAAGCUCUGCUUAUGUGACAGAAAGCACAGUUGGGCUUGUUCUUAGUUGCAUACCUAUAAUAGGCACAGGCAUUUCUUUUGUGUCAGUUUCAAACAUUCUGACGAAAUUUCUGAAUGAAAUAGCUGAAGAUGCCAAUAAUGUGCUGCUGGCGUCACUUAAGUAAUUAAAUCAGACAGAUGCAGAGUAUAUAGCUGCUCCAGUAGCAUCAUUUCUACCAGCAUUCAAAACUAGUCUAGAGUUCUACAUAAUCUCUCUUUUUUUAUUAUUUUUUACAUACAGUUUAUUAUAUUUGUAAUAAUCAUUAUGACUAUGAAUUUAAAAAUGUUUAUAAUAGUAUGAAACAAUAUAACAUCAGUAAGACAACCUCACAAUGCUGGAAUAAAAUGAUAUAGAUUAUAACAAAACAUACUAAGCAACAAAUAAAUGUGAUUCAUUUUUUAUUUUAUUUUAAUGGUUAUAGUUAACUUAGUUUUAAAUGAUUGUGUAACUGCUUGCUUUCACAGAACUGUACUGAUUUAUGUUUGCAUGAUCUAGUUUGUUUUUACUGAAAUAAUAAAUGAUCUGUAGUAUAAUAAAUA